This is a messenger RNA of Onthophagus taurus, 618 nucleotides long. The record is from RefSeq and is a predicted model, not a curated record. NCBI's taxonomy places the organism in Eukaryota, Metazoa, Arthropoda, Insecta, Coleoptera, Scarabaeidae.
AUGAAUAAUGGUGAACAAGUGCACAGACGUUGGCUAGUUUACAGCAAAAGUACUGAUAAAGCAUUUUGUUUUUGCUGCAAAUUGUAUGGAAAUGACACUGGAUCUCAAUUAGCUAACGAUGGGUAUAGUGAUUGGGCACACUUGGGCAGAGCUCUUGAUAAUCACGAAAUAUCAGCAAUUCAUGAUCAGAAUGUUGGAAAGUGGACGGAUUGUGAGAUACGUUUAGGUGAAGCGUCCACUAUUGAUAAGCAACAUAUAAAAUUGAUAAAUAAAGAAAAGGAACAUUGGCGUGAAGUUCUUAACAGCAUUGUUAGUGGCAUUAAAUAUUUAGCACAGCACAAUAUUGCUUUCAGGGGAUCGAACUCUAAACUGUAUGAGCCAAACAAUGGCAACUUUUUAGGACUUAUUGAAAUGAUGGCUACUUUUGAUCCAGUCAUGCAAGAGCAUUUGGGGCGAAUCAGAUCGUCUGAGAUUCACGAUCACUAUCUAGGAGCAAAUAAUCAAAAUGAGUUGAUUAAACUGUUAUCUGAAAAGGUGAAAGAGAAAAUUGUUUCAGACAUUAAAUCAGCUAAGUAUUUUUCUGUACUACUAGACUGCACUCCCGAUCUCAGCCACUAA